Fusarium coffeatum is the source of this 2130-nucleotide messenger RNA. RefSeq lists its product as uncharacterized. Gene Ontology annotation, cellular component: nucleus. The record is from RefSeq and is a predicted model, not a curated record. Gene Ontology annotation, biological process: positive regulation of transcription by RNA polymerase II; DNA-templated transcription. The transcript is spliced from 3 exons. Bases 1 to 2130 code for a protein of 709 amino acids. Lineage: Eukaryota; Fungi; Ascomycota; Sordariomycetes; Hypocreales; Nectriaceae. Gene Ontology annotation, molecular function: DNA-binding transcription factor activity, RNA polymerase II-specific; zinc ion binding; sequence-specific DNA binding.
AUGGCUACCCCAGUUACCUCAACACCGCUAUCCGAAGCAUCAACAUGCACGAAUACAGGAAAUUCUCGAUCAAAACGAAUUCUACCACUUUCCACAGAUGUAUCCCGCGAAUCCGAAAAUCGCCGGAAGGCUUCCAAGGUCAGCAGAGCUUGCGACCACUGCAAACUCAAGAAGCUCAAAUGCUCUGGGACGCUCCCUUGCGAAGGAUGUACGAAGAGGAAAGUGAAUUGUCAAUAUGAUGCGGCGUAUCGAAGAGGCAGACCGCCGACACCACCAACGGUCGGGACACAGAGACGCUCUAUGAGUUCGACGCCUUCUGCUGUUCCGCAGUCACAUCCUGUGGAGGAGAAUCCGGAGCUGGGAACAACAAGAUCUUCUUCACAAGGACCUUCUGGUCUUGAGACGACUGAGAUUGAAGGUCAGUUCUUUGAUCCUACUUCGAACUUGACCUUUAUCCAUCGGGCUUGGAAAAGGUUAGCUCAACAGAACCAACAAACGGAUUCGGGUCUUUUGACAGGUUCUGAAAAUCUUCAGCCCCUCAUGUCAGCUGGCGAUGUACCCUUCAUGUCUAAGGGCGACCAGAGCCUAUUGUUCGUUAGUCAUUCAGCAGCUCUAGAGCUGUUCACUUAUUACUUCGAGAACUGCGUUGUGACAUAUCGGGUUCUGAAUCAACAAUACUGUCUUGCUUGGUUUGAAACUGUCAUUAGCAAUUGGCAUAAUGGACAGCCUCUGGAAAUAGAUGUCGGGCAUGCAAAAGCUGCCGUUGUUCUUACCAUUCUUGCCAUUGCCAGUUUCCGUCAACACAGGAUCACAGAACAAAGGUCGAUGCCAGGAGUGUCACUACUAUCUCAACAGAGCGAACAGUAUUUCCUCGCAGCGUCUGACCUGACGGCUCAAGAGACCGGACUACCUCGACUGGAGUCGGCACAAGCUCGCGUUCUCCAAGUUCUGUAUCUACUACAGACAUCGCGUAUGAACCAAGCCUGGUAUGUCUUUGGAAACACAGUUCCUAUAGUCACGGCACUGGGCCUACAUCGGAAGUCUGGUCAGUACCGAAAUGCAGGUCGACAGCCGACGGACUACAUCAUAUCCGAGUGUCGCAAAAGAACUUUCUGGGUGCUUUAUACUCUAGACAAGUACUUGGCCGUGGUUUUUGGUCGACCUCGCUUCUACCAUGAUGGUGACGCCGACCAGGAUUUUCCGGAUAGAGUCAACGAUGAAGAUAUGACACCAGAAGGCCCGUCGCCUACAGAGCCAGCGAUGGAUUGCCAUGUUGAUGCAGUGAUAUUUCAUGCGAGGAUUGCAAUUAUUAUUGAGAAUGUAUCUCGCCAGGUUUACUCUCUGAAGCGGAUGCGAUCGGAGGAGCGUCUGGCGGCUGCCCAAGGCUUCAUCCAACAGCUUCAAGAUUGGAGGCAAGCCUUGCCACCUCAAUUUGGCUCCGUACGCCCAUCUAGUCUCAUACCAAUAUUUUCUCGACAAUCGACAGCCUUGAAACUCGCUUAUUGUCACGCUGUGAUGCAUACAACCCGACCAUUUCUUUUGGAUCACUCAGAUAACUGCACUCCUGCAUUACAAGAUUGCGUAACGCAGUGUAUAGGUGCAGCGAAGCUUGCCCUCGAGACAGUCGAUGGUAUGUUCUCCGAAAAAUCUGUACUCUUCCAUGCUUUAUGGUGGAUGCCCUACGUAACAUUCUGUGCACUGGCAGUUGUCUAUGUGUGGGAUAUCCAGCAAAGGAGUAACGAGUCGGCCGACUCUAGCAACACUCUGCUCUUCGAUCUAGCAGAGAAAUGCCAGAAUCAUCUAGCAAGGACCAUCUCCGCUGAGUCUGCUAGCCGAAGAUACAGCAUUAUCAUUGAGGAGCUACGACAGGAAGCGAGACAAGGUCCACAGCACGCAAGUCGACCAUCGCAUAUGAUAAACUGUCACGACGAGUCACUUCUCACCAGCGAUCAUGAGUCUGGAACGAGCAUAGAUGCGCUGGGCUCUAUGUUUGAAGAUUAUGAGUCUUCUAGCUCUGGUCUUAUGUCAAUUAUGAAUCCACUAAGUCAGUGGCAGCCGACUGACUGGCUGGAUCUAGACUCCUCGGCUUUUACAUUCUGUUCCCAGCUUGAUAAUUUGAUGAUAUUUUAA